This is a messenger RNA of Rotaria sp. Silwood2, 2328 nucleotides long. The record is from the annotation of a GenBank genome assembly. NCBI's taxonomy places the organism in Eukaryota, Metazoa, Rotifera, Eurotatoria, Philodinida, Philodinidae.
AUGUCAACAUCAUCGACCAUAACAACACGAAAAACACGUUCAACAUGUGUAAUAUCAAAUUCUAUGGAUAUUUCAAAUAUCGUCGAUGAUUUUCAUGGAAAUCUUCAUUCACCAAUACAAUUUACUCAUAUAUAUAAUCAAUAUUAUCAAUCUCAAACACAACGAUCAACAAUAAUUAAUAUACUUUGUAAUAUAUUAACAACAGAAAAUGUUGAUAGAAAAAUUUUUUUGUUUAUUCUUGAUUGUAUAAUAACAAAUUAUGAUUAUUUAUCUGAUAUACAAUUUAAACAAGAUGUAUUACCAUUUAUUAAACAAACAUUUCUAAUAAAAGAUGAUGAUAAUAAUAAUGAUAUAAUAUUAUCAAUAAUACGAUUAUUUAUUGUACUUGUUGAAUAUCGAUCAAAUAUUUUAACAUUAACAUUAAUUGAAUGGUUAUCAUGUUUAUUAAAUUUUCUUGCAACACAUCUUACAUCAACAACAUAUGUAAUAUAUGGUGAUUUAAUUAUUGAUUUACUUUCAAAAAUAAAUAAACAAUUUACACCAUUAUCAAAAGAAAUUGUUGAAAUUCUUAGUCGAACAUCAACAUCAUUAAUUAUUUCAGCAAAUUUUCUUAAUCAAUUAAAAUUAUGGAUACAAAAUACAGAUGAUAUACGAUUAGCUAUAUUUAUUAUUCAUUUAUGGGAAUCAUUAGCUAUUCUUCUUAGUCGUUUGAUAAUACGAGGUCAUGCAAAAGGAAAUGAAAUUUUAGCUGUUAUUGAAGAUGCUUUUAUCGUUUCAAAUUAUUCAAUUCGCAGUGCCGCAUUUACAGCUUGGUCAUCAUUUAUGUUACAUAUUCAUAAUUUUGAUGAUAUUGAUGCUCAUCAAUUAAAUAAUCGUUUAUUAAAAUUAUUUUUAACACCAUUUUUAUCUGAUUCAACAUCAAAAAGUAAAUCGGCAUCAAUAUCAAAAUGUCAUGCAUGGAUAACACUUAUAUCAUUAUAUCCAAAAAAUAUAAAUGAUAUUAUAUUACCAUUUCUUUCAUUUGCAUUUGGUAAUCAUAUAUCAUCAAAAAUAAAUUCAACAACAACAGCAUGGUGGUCGGAAUGUCGUCAAAUAGGUGCACAAUUUAUUUAUGAUUUUUUAAUGAAAAAUAUUCAUUGUGAAUAUAUUUUAACAAUAGCUGGUGAUCAAAUACUUAAUUAUUUAUUUGAUUCAAUUGUUGAUCAAUUAUUAGAUUAUAAAAUAAAUUCAACAAAAAUUGAUGAUAAUUCAUUAUGGUUAAUUAGUUGGAAUGCAUAUUUAAAUCAUUUAAUAAAUAUAUUUAAAACAAAUAAUUUAAUUCAUGAAAAUCAACGUGUUGCUAUAAAUACUUGUUUAUUAACACGUAUUGAACAAUUAUGGAUUGAUUCAAGAAUCGAAACACGAUUUCUUUUAAAAUUAUUUGAAACAUUCGAACAAAUUGGAUUUCCAUUAGCAAUUGAAACUGUUUUAUGUGAUUCAAGUAUACGUACAAAAACAUUAUCAGCUGCACAAUCAUCUCUUAAUUCCAAUGAAAAAGACUCAUCUGUGUCAUUGGAAACAAAAGUUACUGAUGCAAUUUUUCCAAGUUUAAUUGAUUGUGAUAAACCUAUUGAUACUUUUAUUAAUCUUUUAUAUGAUAAUCAAUGUCCUACAAAUACAAUUGACUAUUUUCAUUUAAAUAAUAUAAAUACAAUUGGUGAUAUAGCACGAUUAACACCUGUUCAAAUUGAAAUUUAUCCAAUUCCAUCACCAAAAUUAGCUAAUAUUCAACAAGCACUUUCUCUAUAUGAAGAACAACUAACAAAAUCUUCAUCUAUAUCCCCACCUAUAGAUAAUAUGAAUGAAUCUCUUAUGCCAAUAGCAACAAAUAAUGAAAACAUAUCUACAAUGGAAUUAUCUUCAGUACCCAUAGCAAUGAUUACAAAUCAACAUGAUAAAUUAUAUGAUGUUGAUACAUUAAUUGAUAGUCUUGAUUAUGAAAAACUUUAUUUAAAUGAUAAAAUAUCAUCACCAACAAAAUUUCUACGUAAAAGACAUCAAAAAUCUUUAAUUGAUCAACAAGAAUUAAUUUCACCACAAAAACUUUAUUUAACAUCAAUAAAUAAAAAUAAUGAACAUGAACAAAAUAAUUCUAGAUCAUUAAAAACAGAAAUUAUAUCAAAUAUAACACUUGGUGAUCGUUUACAAAAAGCAGCUGAUAUAUAUAAAACAAAAGGUAUACUACCAUUUGAUAAUGAUUAUAUUGAAUUAAUUCGUCAAUUAUUUAAUAAUUCAUCAUUAACACAUCUUGAACAAUUACAUUUAAAAGCUUUAUUUCUUAAUCAAUAA